Talaromyces proteolyticus is the source of this 2818-nucleotide messenger RNA. Its product is annotated as putative DNA polymerase epsilon subunit B. NCBI's taxonomy places the organism in Eukaryota, Fungi, Ascomycota, Eurotiomycetes, Eurotiales, Trichocomaceae. Gene Ontology annotation, molecular function: DNA binding. Gene Ontology annotation, cellular component: epsilon DNA polymerase complex. Gene Ontology annotation, biological process: error-prone translesion synthesis; DNA-templated DNA replication. The coding region runs from base 176 to 2398 and encodes 740 amino acids. The transcript has a single exon. The record is from RefSeq and is a predicted model, not a curated record.
UGGACGACACUGCGAAACAUGUCCUUCGCGACUCAUGUGAGGUCACUGCACUUCUAGCCUUGAAGAAAUGUUUGCAAAGUCAAAUUGAUUAUUCGGGUUAUCAAUAUCUGAGAUAAUUCCUGAGAAAACUACUCGGUGUUUUUCCGACUUCCCCGCAUUGACGUUUGACCACACCAUGGAUAAACCAUCAACGCCCAGAUUACCACUAUCAGCACGGGGUGUCGCAGACCCGAUUCCUUCGUCAUCUCCAGCAUUUGGUACUCCUGUGAAGCCAGUUCGAACUGGAAAAUCAAGUUCAUUGCACGCAAAACCCACCGUCUUACCCGUUCUUCUACCUCCGUCCAUCCUACGCCCUGUAGCUUUCAGGACUUUUACCAGGAAACACAACCUAACCCUUUCAUCAAAUGCACUACAAGUGCUGGCGACAUUUGUCGGACAAAAUUGCGGGUCAAAAUGGCGCGAAGAAGGCCUUGCCGAACGGCUACUCGACGAGGUGGCUAAGAUCUGGAGAAAGAACGGCGGUGGUGUCAUUGUGGAAGAGGGCAAUGGCACUUCCCUGCAAUCAAUUCUUCAGUCGAUAGAGAAUAAUAUGGUUAGCGGCAGAGUUACUCCUGGAAAAGUCACAGACCGAGAAGAUCGACCUAAAUUACAAAGAAACGGGACAGCAGCAACAGGCACCAAUACCACGAGCACACCUAUCGAAGAUGAGGACGAUGAUGCAGAGCAUAAUGACACUAGGAAAUGGAUCAAAACAAUUAGUGCGUUUGAACAGCCUCGCUUGACAUAUAACCCCACCAACAAACAUUUCGAAACAUCUACCACGAAGCCAUCCCUCCUUCCUCAGCCCUCUCAUCAGACUGCGUUCUGGAGAGAUCGACACAACCUGGUUCACCAGCGAUUAUUACGAAAUGAGUCUUUUCAAACUUCAUCUUUUGCAAGCAAUGUAACCCAGUCAUACAAGAUAUCUCCAAUCGUUAAUCUACUAGGGAGAAGCGGAUCACCACAUCUACUGGUAGGACUUUUAUCUUUGUCACCGACUGGAGAAUUAUCGCUUACCGACUUGACUGGGAGUAUUGUGUUGGAUCUUAGCCAUGCCCGACCUGUUCCUGAAGAUGGUGCCUGGUUUUCUCCGGGCAUGAUGGUACUAGUCGAUGGUAUUUAUGAAGAAGAGGAGAUAGUGAGAGGGUCUGUCCUAGGUGGGAAUGGGGGAAUAGGGGGAGCGAUAGGUGGCAAAUUCUUGGGGAUAUCGAUUGCUGGCCCUCCUUGCGAAAGACGGGAGGUUACUCUUGGACUCAGUAGUAUUCAUUCGAGUAGGGACAUCGGCACCAGCGGUGGGUUUGGCUGGAUCGACUUUUUAGGUGUUGGAAGCGAACGUGCUCAAGGCCAACGCAUGAGAAAACUUGAAAAUCGAUAUUUGCGCCACAAUACAAGCGGAGAAAGCGAGAAUAAUCGGAGAAAUAUGGUUAUCAUGGGCGAGGUCAACUUGGAUAACAUGAACACCUUUGACGCAUUAAGGCACGUGUUCAAGAUAUACAAUGCCUUACCCUUUGAAGAGUUACCUCUUGGCUUUGUUAUGAUUGGAAACUUCAUCGAGAAAGUUGGAUUUGGGCAAGGCAGUGGUGGGAAUAGCAUUGAGUAUAAAGAAUGCUUCGACACCCUGGCUUCGCUACUUUCCGAGUUUCCGGCUCUUUUGCGGCAUACGACAUUUAUAUUCGUUCCAGGAGACAGUGAUCCCUGGGCCUCUUCAUUCUCUACUGGUGCUGCCAGCCCUAUUCCAUGCAAACCCAUCCCAGAGCUAUUCACUUCCAGAGUAAAGCGUGCUUUCACCGUGGCCAACAACGAAUAUGAUGGCUCCAGCACAAAUUCUAUACCGGGUGAGGCCAUUUGGACAUCAAAUCCCGCACGAGUUUCUAUUUUCGGCCCAGUUCAUGAGAUUGUCGUGUUCCGUGACGACAUUUCGGGCCGAUUACGACGUAGUAGUGUGACUUUUAGCGAGCGUGCUUCACAGCCGGAAGGGACAGAUCAUUCCAACCUUGCCGGAAUGUCAGUUGACGACACCGUCAUGAAGGAUGAUGCAGAGGAUAAAAAUUCGGAAUCGCCUUCUGUCCUUGCUACCAGAAAAUUGGUGAAGACUGUUUUAGACCAGGGAAAUCUAUCUCCAUCCCCCUUGACAUCGCGGCCGGUUUUAUGGGAUUACGCUUCUUCUAUCCAACUAUACCCCCUUCCGACCGCUCUUGUCCUUGCUGAUAGCGAGUCACCCGCCUUUGCAAUUACGUACGAGGGCUGUCAUACUAUGAAUCCUGGAAGAUUACUAUCAGAUGGCAAGCGGGGUCCUGCGACAUGGCUGGAAUACGAUGUCUUGAAGAACCGUGCGAGGGUCAGGCAAAGGGGGAAUUAGAUUAGAAUAAUUUGAUGUGGCAAUGAGAUUUUAGAUUUGUUUUAUGUAGCAUGUGAACUGUUUGUGAAGCUCAAGUCAUAUAAGCGUGCAUCUUCUAGUAAUGAUUUAGCCUUGUGUUUUUCGUACAGAUUUAUUGUUUCCGGCGACGUUUGUGAUAUGGGACGCUGAGCCGACUGUAGAAAUUUUGCAGUUUAUGACACUAUUUACUUCGAUAAGAGAUGUGCAAGGGCGCAAAGAACAAGGCUAAAGUUGCUUAGAAGUAUCCUGGACAGAAUGCUAGAAGAGUAUAUAAUAGACUAUUUCCUAACCCAAACUCCACUUCGAUGUAUAAGCAAGCAGUUACUGUAGAGAAAACCGGUCAUUCCCAUCAGCUAAAGUCACCUAUGUAGAACUAUUAACAUUGAAUUAGAGAAAGAUGCA